Messenger RNA from Arachis stenosperma, 2496 nucleotides. RefSeq names its product protein FAR1-RELATED SEQUENCE 5-like. Gene Ontology annotation, molecular function: zinc ion binding; nucleic acid binding. The record is from RefSeq and is a predicted model, not a curated record. The transcript is spliced from 4 exons. Lineage: Eukaryota; Viridiplantae; Streptophyta; Magnoliopsida; Fabales; Fabaceae. Bases 1 to 2496 code for a protein of 831 amino acids.
AUGUCCAUAAAAGAGGAUGAUGUUAAGAAUGAUUCUGAUAAUGAUUUGGGUGAUGAUUUCGAUUAUCAACCGAAUGCAGAAGAUGAUGCUGAUGACGACGAUGUGGAUUCGCUGGAUUCCACUAGCAAGAGUGAAGAAGUUUAUGGUGUAAAAAGAAUAGCGGAUUUAAUGGUGGAGGAUAUUUGGAACCUGAAGUUUAGGACGGAGGAUGAGGCUUGCCAAUUUUAUAACGCUUAUUCUUGUUGGCAUGGAUUUGUAAUGAGGAAGGACGACGUGGUUAGGGAUAAUCAAGGUAGAAUCAUUAGCAGGCAACUUGUUUGCAACAAAGAGGGCUGGAGAAAUAUGAGGUAUCUCGAUCUGGAUGAUAGAUCAAGGGAGGCAAGGUCACUAACGCGAACCAAGUGUCCAGCUCGGCUUAGGGUAAAGCUUGACUACGACUGCGGUAGAUGGAAGGUAUCAUGUUUUGUGGAAUCUCACAACCACGAUCUGACGCCACCCCAAUUUGCGCAUCUGGUAUCGGCCAAUCGUCGUCUUACUGUGACUGAUAGAGUCCAAGUGGAAAAUCUUCAUAAUUUUGGUGUCAAGAGCUGCCAUAUUAUGGGGUAUAUUGCAUUCCAGAAGGGUGGAUAUCAUCAUGCUGGCUUCACACGGAAAGAUUUGUACAACCACAUCGAUCGCUAUCGUCGGGCAAAAGUUAAAAACGGGGAUGCCAAUGCGGCAAUAAACUAUUUGAUUGAUAUUGUUGCCUUUGAUUCAACCUACAAGAAGAAUAAAUACAACAAGCCUUUGGUCAUUUUCUCUGGAUGCAAUCAUCACGGGCAGACUGUUAUCUUCGGCUCCGGCCUACUAUCCGACGAAACCACAGAGACGUAUAAGUGGUUGUUGGAAACCUUUGUUGAAGCGAUGGGUGGGAAAAGUCCAAAAGCAAUAAUAACUGACGGAGACCUUGCCAUGCGAGAUGCAAUCAAGAAUGUUCUGCCUGAUGCGACCCAUCGGUUAUGCGGCUGGCAUCUGCAGAGAAAUGCAUGUGAAAAUAUAAAGAAUCCUAAUUUCCUACGCGAUUUUAAGGGUCUUAUAUACGACAACAACGACCAGAGAGACUUUGAUCGGAGAUGGGCAGCCAUUUUGGAUAAGCACAACCUUCUUGGCAGUACCUGGAUGGAAAAGACGUACGAAACUCGUGAGAUGUGGUCCCAUUGUUUCCUCCGGGAUAAGUUUUUCGGUUACAUAAGGACGACAUCACGUUGUGAAGGUAUAAAUUCUCUCAUCAGAUUUUAUGUUAAUCGCAAGAACACCCUCAUUGACUUCAUGCAUAACCUGGAUAGGGCCUUAAAGGAGUAUAGAAACAACGAAUUAAUAGUUGACUUUAAGUCUCAGUGCUCAGAGCCAGUGAUGCUUACCUCGUUGGAGGUAUAUGAAAGAUCUGCAUCAUGUUAUUUCACGCGAAACAUUUUCAAGGAAAUUCGUAAUGAGAUUCAGAGGGCAGGGGCUUUGAAUAUAACGGUACUAAGCACAACCUUGGACAAGGUAGAGUUCAGUGUGACUGCUCUCGGAGACCCGGCCAAAGAUCGACGGGUGGAAGUCGAUAGAGGUAAGAAUCUAUUCUCGUGCUCGUGCAAGCUGUUUGAAUCACGUGGUAUUUCCUGUAGUCAUAUCUUCUGUGCCAUGAAGUUCGAAAACAUACUUGAGUUUCCAGAUUCGUUGAUAUACAAAAGGUGGACAAAGAAUGCAAAGAACGAAUUUAUUAGCACAGAAAUGCCUGUGAAUGAUGACAUCGAAAGGGUCUUAAAGUUUCGAGUUGGAGUGUUGGCAUCGAAUUGCAACAAGCUGUGUGAUAUUGCUUGCAAGGAUCUUGCAGACUUUGAUGAAGUCCAGUCUGAACUUGUCAAUUUAGUUAUCCGCCUGCAGUCACGCAAACAAGGCAAGUCAACUCCUAAUGUUAACGUGGAAGGCAUCAACGAUCCCUUUGUUGUCAAAAGCAAAGGAGCCCCUUCCAAGAGGUCUUCUUGGAGGAAGAAGAGAGCAUGCUCUAAUUGCCACAAGUACGGUCAUUACUACAAGCGCUGUCUAGAUCUGAUGCAGCAUAGGGUGGAAGGUAAUCCUCGCAAUCGAUCAUACGACAAUGCAUCAGCCAAGGACUCAGGUUUUAGUCCAGAAAGGUUUGCUAAUUCUUCGAGGUCAUUCUCAAUUAAGUCUGAACACCACUCAGGACCUAAUACCAAGCAUUUUAAAAAGGGUGGAACAAGGAAGUUUACGACGACGGGUAUGAGGAACCGGAAGGGUAAAGACAACACUUUUGUCGAGGUGAAGGAGUCACAACAGGACAAGAGACAUUCAUUCACGAACUAUGAAUGCGAUAAUGAUGUCAUUGAUGAUAAAUGUGACACACGACAUGUGCAGAUGGAUGUCCGAGAUCAGUUACCGUCGUCACUGUCUUGUGGCAACAAACAAGGAUUGUACAUGGCAUUGUUCGCGUCGAUGCAUAGGACACUUUGA